Molecule: messenger RNA, 2278 nt
Organism: Linum trigynum
Lineage: Eukaryota; Viridiplantae; Streptophyta; Magnoliopsida; Malpighiales; Linaceae
Source: the annotation of a GenBank genome assembly
UCAACCAAAAACCCAAUUAAUUUCCCUCUCUGCCUUCCCACCCACCAAAAUUUCCCCAAUCUAUCUGCCACAUCGCCGACGUCGGAGCUAAUUACCACGAUGAUGAAUAGCACCACCGCCGCUGCCGCCUCUACCGCCGCCGCUGCGGAGGCGUUCCUCAGCUGGGGGGCGGUGGCGGCUACCGGCGGGUUCGAUCUCGAAGAGGCGCUGAAAGCGCCGUGGAAUUCGGACCGCCAGAUCGCGGACGCCGACAGCCUGGUGGCCGGCAUGCCGACCGUGUCCUUCGACGGCGGCGACAACGAGGGGAUUAUUUGUCCGGUCUGCAGGGAAGGGGUGGCCACCGCCGCCGCGCCGGGGAAGAGGGUCCCCUGCUGCGGCCACGUGUACCACGCCGAUUGCCUCGCCGCCUGGCUUCACCACCGCGAUUCCUGCCCGCUCUGCCGCUUCACCAUCUCGCGGUUACAGUAAAAUCCUCACACCGCCGGCGAGCCGGUUUGUGUUGUUAUUAAUUAAAUUAAUGUUACUUACUUCCUAUUAAUUGAUGAUUAGUAUACGUUAAUUAGCUCUGGAUUUGGUAAUCGGGACGUGUGAAUUGGUCGGGGGCUCUGGAUUGUUAAUUACUAAUUAUUGGGUUGCCCGCACAUUGUUUAAUAAAAUCGAAUAAGAAUGCUUCUUGCCUUUCUUUCUUCGGCCCAAAUUGUCCCUUGUUUGAGUGUAAUAUUGCAUAACAUCACAUUAAUUUGCUAGUAUAUAGAUAUUUUUUUAAAUUUAUGUCAACUGUCGUGAAAUCGUACCAGAGGUUAUAUUGGAAACGUUAGUGAUAAGGUAUUUUGUACUAAAAUCGUGAUUGUCUAAUACUCUUUCCUACCGGUAAAACCGCCUACCAAUUUGAAUCUGAUAUUUAAUAUUUUUGGUUUGAUAGGCCGGUACACCGGGGUUUCUCAAACAUUAAGCUCGUUUGCUUGUUAGAUUUGAAAACGAGGGUUUUGAGAUUUAAAAAUCUUUGGAAUUAUGAUAGAUUUGUUGCAUUUAUGGGUUUGAAAGAAUACAUUGUUUGUUUAGUUAAUUUUUAUCAUGAAUUUUUGAUGAAUUUGUAUCGCAUUUUUUGUGUCUCCAUCAUCAAAUCCCAAAUGAAAUGCGGGAUUUACAAAUUCGUGGUCCACUGGUUUGCAUCUAAAAGAAGGUCCAAAUCCACGGGCCUUAUAGAUUUUUGCCUCUUAGCAAACAAUAGAUUUAUGUGAAGUCCUUGAUACUUGAAAUUUGGUUGCCAAAUCUAUCACUCAAAUUUCACAAACAAACAAUAUCUUAUCAUAUCCGGAUGAGAUUAAGUUGGACCGUCACUAACUAAAAAAAAGUUGAGCAUGGGAAUCGAUGUCGUGUGUUAGUGUUAAACGUUAUAGCACUAAACUCUAAAGUUGUAGAAAGGUGGCCGACGAUUGAGUUUUGGUGGACUAACGUGAGAAAAUUGGAAACAAAUACUUUAUAAAUCUAAUCAGAGAUAUUAAUAAGGCCACCCUCCAAUUCCCGGCCGCUAGGCGUCGCCGGGUGUCCGUUUCCGGCGAGAAUCGGAUGAAUAAUAAUAAAAAUUAUAAAGGAGAUAAAGAUUUCCCCCCUUCCAAUGUUGAGAUUAAUUACGUACAAAUUUAGGGAUUGACAAUUUCGACCUGACUUGUUUUAUUCGACAUGUUUGAUCUGUUUUGAGGCGGGUCCGACCCGCUUCGUAGGCGGGGCGGGGUGCUCUCAUCGACCCGACCUGCCCUGACCCGCCCCAUUCUGGACCCGUUCUUGCCUAAAUUACACGUAAUUUUAGUCAAAUUACUUAAAAUUUUCCUUUUAUUACAUCAAAUUUUUAUAAUAAAGUUGUAAAUUAGCGAAAACCUCAAUUUCUCCAAUAAUUUAACUAUAUUUAUCAUAAUAUUGUUUGUUUUCAUGGUCUUAUAAUAAAAAUAACGAACAUUUCUAAUAUUUUUCAUAUAAAUUGCUUACCCAUUGAGUCGACCUGUCCCGACCCAUUACCCGUGAUAAAUUACCCGACCUGUACCCGACCUGCCACGGGGCGGGUCUGGAUACUAAGAAACCCGCCUCGGACCUGCCCAUUGCCAUUCCUACGUACAAUAAAUAGAACAGAGGAAUUUACAACAUAUUCAUGUUCCCCAAUAUCUAGAGUCCCCACCACACUCUACUUUUUGGAUCUUGCACAUUUCCAUUUAUAUAUGGUUUGAUCUAAAUGUCAUUUUGAUGUAUUUUUCUUCAGUAUUUAUAAAUUUUAUGAGAUCAU